Schistosoma rodhaini is the source of this 2998-nucleotide messenger RNA. The record is from the annotation of a GenBank genome assembly. Lineage: Eukaryota; Metazoa; Platyhelminthes; Trematoda; Strigeidida; Schistosomatidae.
GUUCAUGCCACGUACGUGAUAACAAACCGAACUAGUAAUCUUAUUUACUAUUAUAUUAGAUGCUGACUGUUGUGAUCAUCAGUGCAACGACAUAUGGAGUCUCCUAGUUUGGAUGCAGAUUAUAUAAAUGAAUAUUCAACGCUAAAAAUGUUGCGUAUCAAUAAAAUAAUUCCAUCUACUGGAUAACCAAAUAUAAACAAAGCUAAUUUUAUGUCAGGAGUUUUUGGUAUUGUCUGGGAACAUAUGCUUCAAAACUUGAUUCAAUCUAAUGGUUCUGGUAACAGUCCCGCAAACAUAAAAUCUAAGGAUCAUGAAAAGGAUAAAGAAAAUUUAAGUAAACUAAAAUUAAUAAUAUUACGUUUACAUUGAUCUGUUUCAUAUUCUUCUGGUCUUCAUGUGGCUUUAAGCAGUUGGAAUGUACGGAACAAAUUGUUAGUAAAGAUAGUUUUUUGAAAAGUGAUUAUGAAUCCCGAACUAUUAAUUGUCGAAAAGCUCCUAUUUUAAACCCCUUGCUUCUAUCCAGUCAGAGGAUCUAAUAGAAUAACCAUCAAAUUAUAAAAGUUAUUGUUUUUCAUUCUGCCUUCACUAACAGAAUCGAUGUUUCAGUCAAGAAAGUCAAUUUGUUUCCUACUGUUCACUUUUUGCACAACAAUUUACUGUCAGUCAACCAUCUUUGAUCCUGAAACCGGUAAACAUUAUCCAAUAUCAGAUUUUUCUCGUAUAGAAGACAUCCCAUUUCUGUUACCUGAUCCUGAUCCCAAAAAGUAUCCACCAGAAUUCCUUAACUCUUUACUGAAGCAUUGUAAUGAUCCCAUGCCUAGUUACAUCGAACUGUUCUCAAAAGCUUGGAUUGCUUUUAAAGAAAUGGGUUUAAACGAAUCAAAAUUUCCAAACUCUUUCUCCUUUGUUCGCCGCAUAAUCUCUUCUAUACGUCCAUUACAAGUAUUCCAUGCUUUAUUGACAGGCCUUGUACUUACUCUGCUUCGAGCUUAUAUCACACGAAAGCUUUAUACGAAACUUAUUUCCGGUGUUGGUGUAACUCCAGAAAUUUCUGGUAAACUUAUCGAAUCUGGUUGGAAAGGAUUUUGGUUUUUUGUAAUGUGGCUUUUUAGCCUAAAGGUUGUAGUUUUAAGUGGUAGAACAGAUUACCAAUAUCCCUUGUGUGUCUUUCGCAAUAACAUAUUUAAAAUUGGCUACUUUGACAUUCCAACACCGCCUGAUUACUAUUGGCUUUAUACGCUGCAGUUGGGGUUCUAUCUACAUUCAUUAUGGAGUGUAUUUUUUAUGGAUUCGUGGCGUAAAGAUUCUUCUGUAUUAGUUCUUCAUCAUUGUUUGGCACUUUUACUGCUAGAAGCUUCUUUAUUGUUAAGAAUACAUCGUGCGGGUGUUCUAACUUUAUUUCUACAUGAUUUAUGCGAUGUAUUUUUAGAAAUCAGUAAAAUAAAUGUUUACUUGCGUAUUCGACGCGGAAAACCGUAUGCUAUUCACAUGACUAUUGCUAAUAUAUUUUUUGCACUAUUUGCAACAUCAUGGGUUGUUUUACGAUUAUAUUUAUUUCCAUUGAAAGUCUUAUACGCUUCCUCUUGGGGAGCUUAUAUUUGUUUAGUUGGUCGAGAAAACAGAGGAUUUCUGUUUUUCAAUUUACUGCUAUGGGGUUUAUUUGUAAUGCAUAUAUAUUGGUUUACGUUCAUUGUACGUAUGACUAUUCGACUGGUUACAAGACCAUUAGAAGCAUGUGAUGAUAUACGUGAAGAUGUUGUGGAUAAAAAGGUUGACAAUAUAAAUCUUUGUAAUCAUAAGACUGCAUCAGAAACAGUUUUAAACAAUAAUCAUAAUCAUAUCACUACUACUAAUACUGCCUCUGACAAUAUUGAUUCAUCUUUCAUUGUAAAGCAAAUUAAACGAAUAGAAAAUAAUAAUAAUAAUAAUAAUGAUAGUCAUACUAAUAAAACUUUAACCAAUGGAAGUACAUGCAUAUCAACUAAGUGCAAUUAAUUAGAAUUUAUUUGUUAUAUAGACAAGGAUGAAUCAAUAUUUGCACAUACAUAACUUGUGAACAAAUUUCUAUUAGAUAAAAUUAUGUUUCCAACUCCAUUCCAUUGAAUUCUAUUCAUUACUGGGUUUUUUUUGUCAAUGGUUAUUUUCUAUACUCUUCACUUAUUUUAUAUUCCAUUUACAUAUCCAUUAAUUUGUAAGAGAGAUUCAAGUUUACUUUUCCGUAUGUUUUAAUUGUUGUUGUUUGUCUAUUUUUCAACUUCACUACAAAUUGAUUUUUUUGUUUGUUUCACAAUGAGAUAGAUGAACACAAACACAUACACACACACACUCACAUAUACAUUGCAAUUAAUUAUGGAUCUUUUAUAAUUUCAACGGUUUCAAUAUGGUGGUACUUUUCCUUUAUUUCAAUUCAAAUAACCAAUAUGAACGAUGAAGUUCGGUUAAAGAAUUCUUGUCCAACUUCAUCAUAGAGAUAAAUACAAGUCAUUAUAUAUUUUGUAUUUUGUCUGUAUUCUGAGAAAAAAAAACUAUUAAAUUUGUAACCAAAUGUAUAUGGUGAACUUGAAUUUUAUUUUGUCUUUCUGUAAUUUUUAUGUGUAGUUAUUUCUGUAUGAUACACGUCUAAAUAUACCAUCUCAAGUGGAAGUCAAAUAACAUUUAAUAAUGUUGUUAUUUUUAUUAUAUAAUGGGUGUGGGAUAAAAAAAACUCAUGGAAGGUGGAAGUACACAAUUUGUAUUUGACUUUCUCAUAUAUUGCCAUAUGUAGAUCCAAUUGGGAUAUUGGUAAAUAACUCCCUACCACUUAUUCUCUCACUCUGUAUAUUGUAUGUUAUAAUCAUAUCAUCAAUCUUCUUUCUUUUUUUAUGUAUCACUUUGAACUUCUACUGUUUUCAAUAUUUCUACUUUUAUUAUGGUUUUUGUCUUUUUUUGUCAUUGUUUACACUUUUAUUUUAAUAAUACAAAGAAAUAAAUAGUGAUGAUGAGCGAAAAGAAACUCAGC